Lingula anatina is the source of this 1123-nucleotide messenger RNA. RefSeq lists its product as uncharacterized. Lineage: Eukaryota; Metazoa; Brachiopoda; Lingulata; Lingulida; Lingulidae. The record is from RefSeq and is a predicted model, not a curated record.
UCAAUCGUCAACAUUAAUUGCCAAAUAAAACCACGCCAUUGGUGGCAUUAAGUCACAUCAUAGGGUACCUUAGUUCUAUCUGAUUUUUUACAUCGUACGGUGCACUGGAACUGAUGAUCUGCUUUGUUUGAAAGACGUUCCGAGUCAUUAAUAUGUAUAGAUCUUUGGAGUUAUUUCUACUGUUUUGUAUCUUACACGUUGUCCGUGGAACACAUGAGUCUCAGUGGUUAGACCCUCUGGACUCCGACCAGUGCAAAAGGGAGGAAAAAGAAAGAUCCGACUUGGACCUUACUGUAUAUGACCACACGUUCACAUUCAUUGCUGACGGAGUGUUUCUUGGAUUUGAGCAGGAUCUGGAGAGGUUUUUAAAGCACCACGCGUGCGCGGGAAGAAAUGACAACCAAAGCGUCAUAUUAGAAGGAAGGAAGGCGACUCGUUUCUUUACAGACUAUUAUGGGAUAGAUAUGUCAGUUGUCUCUGAUGAUGACCUCCUCAACGGUAAAGUGGAACUUGCAGACGGGAAGCUGCUUUUUUAUCCGUUUAUCCUGAACCCAGAGGUUAAAUAUAGGAUUCUCUCAGAAACCAGUCCUUGUGGCAGCAGACAUUAUGAGGACGCCCUUAUCUCUGACAUUGGGUGGGCGGUCGAGGUUCUUGAACCCAUCAAACUCAAUGGCGCCGGGUACAGCGGGGAUGCGGCUGCAGGGAACGUCAUUAAUAUCGGGGAAACUAUGGCAUUGGCUGGUCCGAAAUGUCAGUCAAAAAACAAAAUUAGGAUUCACUACGAGGCGGAGAGACCUCUCCGUGUUGUAGAUGGCCGUUUCUUAAUUGGCAAGUUUCGCGUUCACAGCGACAAACAUGGAGAUGGCCUGAGCUACGGAUUUUAUGACACUGAUCCAGAAACCGGGAAGAUCGCCGGACGAGAAGUUCUUACCUUUACGCGAAGAAAAUAACCAUUAAGAAGAGGAAAUUUGUUGAGAGCAAAAUGGAAAACAUAAUCAGGUUAUACAUAUUAUUAUGCUCUCUAUAAAAGAUAUUUUUCCUAAGAUAACAAAUGUCAGCAAUAACUGAUCACAAUGGAUGCAGGUGUUGUCAAGUUGAAAAAAGGAAUAAAUAUGACAUAAUA